Molecule: messenger RNA, 7897 nt
Organism: Scophthalmus maximus (turbot)
Lineage: Eukaryota; Metazoa; Chordata; Actinopteri; Pleuronectiformes; Scophthalmidae
Product: IgGFc-binding protein
Exons: 20
Coding region: 101-7819 (2572 amino acids)
Molecular function (GO): protein binding
Source: RefSeq, a predicted model, not a curated record
CAGUAUAUGUGUCAGUGCGUGCCCUGAGUCCUGUGGUAUUUCAUCUGAUAUCCACUGUCCAUGGCCCUGUUAUGAGGGAUGUCCAUGUAAGCCUGGAUACAUGCAGACUGGACGUGGCUGUGUCAGAGCUGAGCAAUGUGGCUGUUUCUACCAGGGGCAUUACUAUGAGAUUGGGGAGAUAUUGUUGACUGACGGAUGCUCGGAGCAGUGUAACUGCUCCGACACUUCCACCAUGUGCUGUGUGCCAGCCAUUUGCCCGGAGGGUGAGAGUUGCACCCUUAACAAUACUUGGGGCUUUGCAAGGAAAGCUGAUGAUUACAAAAACUGUGAGAAUGGAGAGACAUGUGGUGACCAGAGCCAACCUCAGCAAACCCAGUGUUGGGUGAUGGAAGGCGCUCACUUCUACACUUUCGAUGGGAAGACAUUUGAAUUCCAAGGAAACUGUACCUACACUCUGGUCCAUUUACUGAAUGACGCCUGUGAGAAUAAUACAGUUUGGAUUGGGGUACAGAAAGACACAUCUCUCAACGAGUCUUCAUCUCUUAAAGCUAUUCAUGCCAAAGUGGCUAAAGACAAUAUUACUAUCUACAGAGGGGAAAAAGGCUAUGUUUGGAUAAAUGGUGAAAAAAGGCCACUCCCUGUGACUCUACAGUUUGGACUGGUGAAGAUCAAUCAAAGUGGCAUGUUUGUUGUUAUGGAUACUAAUCAGGGCAUCCAAAUUAAGUAUGACUGGUCUCAAAUUGCCACCAUCCUCCUUUCCAAUGCAGCAGAAGUACGUGGUAUGUGUGGGAAUAACAAUGGCAUCAAAGAUGAUGACCUCAGGACCCCACAAGGUGAGGCUGUUGAUGCUACCACCUUUGGCUGGAGUUGGAGAGUUCCUGAUCUGGAAGCUCAGUGUAUAGCAGAUUGUGGAGCUGCGUGCCCACACUGUUCAUCUGACCAGCUACAUGAGAAAAAUGUUGCCAGUCAAUGGAUUUCACUGCAUGAGUACAUUUGGUCACCACAAAAUCCUUUCUACUCCUGCUGGGAAGUUGUAAACUACACAGAAAUAUCCACAGGAGUAAGCAUAUUUGAUCUGUGCUCCAGUAAUGACACGCAGAAGACUCUCUGCCUAAUCUUGGAGGCCUAUGCUGCUGCCUGCCGCAAUGCUCAGAUCCAGAUCAGAGAGUGGAGGAACAGCACCUUCUGCUCCAUGACUUGCCAACUCAAUAGCCAUUAUGAGUCCUGUGGCACAGCCUGCCCUGCCACCUGUGAGAACCAGUUAAUUUCAAGCCCCUGCUCCUUGGCCUGUGUGGAGACCUGCCAGUGCAACUCGGGGUUUGUCCAGGAUGGCGACACUUGUGUCCCCUUGUCCCAGUGUAACUGCACACACAAUGGCCACAGUUACCACAGCAACCAGACCUUCUGGGCAGAUGAGGAAUGCACUGAAUGGUGUGUUUGUGACCCCCACACCCACCAGACGCGGUGCCAUUCCGAUUCCUGUGGUCCUGAUGGAUACUGCGCUCUUCAAAAUGGAGUCAGAAGCUGUGUGCCACUUCUGCAGCGGAGAUGCAUGUACACGGGGCAUCAUGUGUCCACCUUUGACCACUAUGACUAUGAUUUGCAUGGCACUUGUCAGUACCAGUUACUGGGCAUAUGUGGACAGCAACAAGGACUAAAUGCCAUUCAAGUUCAUACACAGACUGAUGGACACACAGAUUCAAAACUUGGUGUCCUGAUAAAUGUGAGUGGUGUGCUUGUGAAGCUGAACAGCAAAGACACUGAGAACAUUGAGGUUGACGGUGUCAAGAGGAACAUGCCGUAUCAUUUGAGCUCUACUGCACUAGCGUUCUCUUUGGGGCUGCACACUUACAUCUACACAGACAUAGGCUUUGAAUUUAGUCUCAGUAUAGAGGGAAUAGUUGGCAUUAGUCUCUCCCAUAAAUAUGCUAAUGCUACUUGUGGACUGUGUGGCAACUUCAACUCUAAUCCAGUCGAUGACCUCACAGCAAAUGACACACAGGAGCAACUCAGUCCUGAGAAUUUUGGAAAAGCUUGGCGAAGUGGGCAGAAUCCUUGGUGUGUGGAGGGCUGUCUAGGCGGAAGUUGUCCAAAGUGUUCAUCUGAGCGUCUGGCCCACUUCGCUGACCCGAAGGCUUGCGGGAAAAUGCUGCAGGUUAAUGGACCAUUCAGACACUGCCAUGCCAAAGUGGACCCCUCCAGCUUUUACAAGCGCUGUGUCAGUGACUUGUGUCUUCAUGGAGGUCUCCAGCCUGCACUGUGUCACUCCCUGGCAGACUAUAGUGCUGUCUGUCUUUCCCACAAGGCUACAGUUUACGCCUGGAGGAGUCCUGGAUUCUGCUACCUGUCCUGUCCCUCCAGUACCAUUUACAACACAAGCUCUGUUGCUGUUCACCUCUGCCUCGGCUGGCAAAACAACACUGUAGAGAUGCCUCGUAACACUGGGGAGAACUGCCACUGUGAGGAGGGGCUAGUUCACAGUGGCAGCCGCUGUGUCUAUCCAGAAAACUGUGGCUGCUUUCACCGUGGAGAGUACCUCAGGGCAGGACAAGAGGUGUCUACAUGCAAACAAAGCUGUUUAUGUCAUACUGGGGGACACAUGACUUGUCAUAAUGUCUCCUGUGGAGAGAAUGAAGAGUGUAAGCUUGUUAGGGGAGUUCAAGGUUGCCACCCCAAACCCAAAGUGGCCCACUGCUCAGUUGACGGAUCCCAAUACACCACAUUUGAUGGACGGACAUUUGAAUUUCACGGUUCAUGUAACUACACUCUAGUGCAGAUGUGCUCUCUCAAGAACCUGGACGUGGAGCCUGUUGUGAUUUCUGCACAGGGCAAUGGCAUUGAAGGAAGGCAGAUCUACCUGCAAGUCAAUAAUACGUAUUUUCAUACAUCAACAGCUUUUGCUGGAAAAAUUCAGGUAAAUGGAGUUUAUGAGAAUCUGCCAUUCUCCCAGAACAAUGUCACUGUACAUCAGAAAAAUGGAUGGAUAAUCAUCAAGACCCCACAGUCACUUGAGCUUAUUUCAGACCUACAAUACCACAUUCUGGUCAAGAUCCCUGACAUUUACCACCAGACUACCUGUGGCCUUUGUGGAAACUACAAUGAUAAUCCCUUAGAUGACCUGCAGCUGCCCAAUGGCACCAUGAUCUCUGAUCUUGACAUUUUUCCGCCAUCAUGGAAGCUGUCUAAUAUCGAAUCAUCCUGCAGCGACAAGUGUAACAGCAGCUGUCAACUCUGCCAGACCCCUGUGCCAGAGUACAGCUCUGACCUGUACUGUGGCCUCCUCACCCACCCAAGGGGACCAUUCUCCUCUUGUCACCGUUUGGUGCAUCCACAGAAAUACCACUCGCUCUGCAUGAAAAAUCUUUGCAUUGCAAAGGGACAGUCCCAGGUCCUAUGUGACGCACUGUGGACUUAUGGUGCAGCAUGUACGGAAGCGGGAGGGAUCGCUGACCUUUGGACAAACACUACAGGCUGUGCUUAUCAAUGUCCUCAAUUCAGCCACUACAGCCAUUGUGCCAAUGCUUGCUCUUCAUUGUGUCCUGAGAUAAUCCCGGCAGUGCAGUGCCCCAGAGACUGUGAGGAAGGUUGCAAGUGUGAUUCUGAUCACCUUUUUGAUGGACAUGCCUGUGUACCAGCUGAGCAGUGUGGCUGUGUACAGGAUGGGAGGAGGUUUAAGGCCUCUGAGAGCAAACUCCUCCAAAACUGUACUGUUAACUGCACCUGUGGGCCUCCUCUCGUCUGUGAGAAAUACUCAUGUCCACCACUGCACAGUUGUGCAGUGUUGGAUGGAAUCAUGGGCUGCCACAAGGAUGAGCAGAUCCCAGAUCCAUGUGAGGGAAAAUGUGAUGAAACGGAGAAAUGUUCCCUGACCCAUGGUGUCCCUGUCUGUGAGAGCCAUCGGGGUCUGUGUUGGACCUGGGGAGGACAGCACUACCACACCUUCGAUGGGCUGAGCUAUGACUUUAAGGGUACCUGUACCUAUCUGCUCGCAGGCAGCAAAGGGUCAGCGUGUGGUCUGACACCCUUCAGUGUGUCAAUUAAAAAUUACUGCAAAGACAAGAGCGCUGCAUCCCGCACACAGAUGGUGGCUGUACAAGCUUAUGGCUUCCACAUCAAGCUCAGUAGUAGUGAAAAGGGCAGUUUACAUGUUAAUGGUCUGGUGACGUACAUUCCUGUUACUCUGCUGGGGGGUAAGAUCCAGGUCUCUUACAAGGAUGGCAAAACUCUACUGAAAACUGACUUUGGGAUGCGUGUAGUCUUUGGGUGGAACUCCACAGUUGUUACUCUGGAUCCACGCUACAAGGGCAAAGUGUAUGGCCUUUGUGGUAAUUUUAAUGGUGAUCUUAAAGAUGAGUAUCCUGUAGCUACACCUGGUUCCCCUCCCAUUAAGACAAGUGUGGAGCUUGCUCAGGCUUACCAGCUCUCUGAUGCGGACCGAGACUGUGGUACUGGUUGUGAGCAGAAACUCGAUGUAACUCCACUACCAGCACACAAUGUGUCUGACGUCUCUAGUCACAGACUCUGUGAAGUGCUCACGGAUCAGAAUGGUCCAUUGGCCAACUGUCGUAGUCGUGUAAAUCCUGAUUCUUUUUAUGAAAGUUGUUUGGAAGACCAUUUGAAUAAUGGACUGUCAGAAGUUGCUCUUGACCAGGCCAUACAGUCCUAUUCCAUCGUCUGUGAAGAAUCCAGGGUUAUAUACUCUGAUAAAGUCAUAGCAGUGCACUGUCCUCCAAACAGCCACUACAAGACCUGUGGCUCAGCCUGUCCUCCAUUAUGUGAAUUCAAUGCCACCGUCUGUAAUAAGGCGUGUGUUCAGGGCUGCUUCUGUAACCCCGGCUUCAUCAGGAGUCCACGGGGCUGUGUUCAUCCACAUCAGUGUGGCUGCACAGACUCUAGAGGCGAAUACCACAGCCUCAACUCCACUUUCUGGAUUCCAGACAACUGCGGGCAACUCUGUAUUUGCGGACCGGCUCCUGGAGAGGUCCACUGCCGUCCGGCCCAGUGUCCCAGAGGAAUGGUCUGCAAGCAGCUCCAUCACAAGAGGAUGUGUCAACCCAAAAACCCCAAGAACUGUACCAUUGUUACCGGGUUGCAUUUUACAACUUUUGAUGGACAUUAUUUUGACUUCAGAGACAAAUGUGCAUAUUCAUUAGUUCAAACUAACUCCAGCCCAAUGGGGCUAACACCAUUCCGUAUCACUAUCUCUGAUGCAAGUUGCCAAAAAAGACUUUUUCAUAGUCUUACUUUAACUCUCUCAAUCUAUGGUUUGGAAGUAGUGAUAAGAAAAGAUGACCCAGGAAAGGUUUUGGUUGAUGGACAAUAUAAGCACUUGCCAUAUUCUCACCAGACGGGCCAUUUAAAUGCUUACCACACACCUUCAUCUAUCAUCAUUCACACUGAUGUGGGAUUACAGCUAAUUGUCCACAACAGCAGAUCUCUGAUGGUUAUCCUCCCCAGCAGUUAUGGCUCAUCAGUCUCUGGGCUUUGUGGAAAUGCUAACAAUGACCCUCAUGAUGACCAAAUGAUCUCCACUGAAGAGCUUGCCCACAGCUGGAGGUCUGGGGGAGCAGAGACCUGUAGGUCCAACUGUUCCUCUGGACUGAAGCAUUGUCCUGUUGAGGCACAGAAGCCCUUUGAAGGCAGUGGUUUUUGUGGGGUGUUGUUGAACAAGCUAGGGCCAUUUGCAGACUGUGCCUCUGUGUUAAGUCCCAAGCCUUACUUUGACAGCUGUGUAGCAGAUUCCUGCUCUUUUCAUGGACACUACUCAGCACUCUGCAACUCCAUUGCAUCUUUUGCAGCUGCCUGCCAAGCAGCUCAGCUGCCCGUCAGACAGUGGAGGAGUGACACUUUCUGUGGUAUGCCAUGCCCUAAGAAUAGCCACUAUGAGCUGUGUGGACCUCGGUGUCCUGUUGUGUGUGCUGAGCGUUCCUCUCCGGCAAACUGUGGUGGAGGUUGUGAGGAGGGUUGCCAGUGUGACCCUGGCUAUCUCCUGAGUGACGGCAUGUGUGUGCUGAUUUCGGACUGUGGCUGCAUGCAUGAGGGACAAUAUCAUCCUGCUAGCAACUUCAAUUCUGAGGAAAGCUGCCAAACAUGCAACUGUAAAAGAGGAGAAGUGACCUGCAGCCCCAUGGAAAGCUGUUCAGGAAAGGAUGGCCUUGUUUUGCAGCACGGGGUGUGCCAGGUUUUUGCUGGCUUCGGCUACAUCACUUUUGAUGGCGUCUUUCUUCCUCACCACGGUGCUUGUACCUAUGUUGUAUCAGCCCUCUACUCUAAAGCCAUACUUGACUACUCUCUGCUACUUAGCUUUACAAAGGACAGUCAUGGCAUUUUCACAAUCAGCAGAGUGGUAUUUAAUUUGCUCUCAUUGGAAGUGUCAGUGGACCCUGAGACACAAUGGAAAAUACAAGUGAAUGGAGAGGAACGCAGCGUGCCUUUUGACAAUGGAGAACUUUCAGCACACAAAGUUGGCAACAGACUGAUUAUUGUCACACCAUCUGGGGUGGGAAUUGACUUGUCCUCUACCCAGUACCUCAGGUUAACUGUACCACAGGUAUAUGACGCAACACCUUCAGGCCUCUGUGGGAACUUCAAUGGAGACAAGUAUGAUGACAUGGCACUGAGAAAUGGUCACCUGACUGAAAGCUUUGCAGACCUCCUGCACAGCUGGGCAGUAGAAGCUCCUGGACAGCAUUGCCGUGACAUUUGUGGGCGGGAAUGUGAUGAGUGCACCCUGUCCUCGCGUGAAAGCAAUACCUGUGAUAUCCUGUUGAACAGUAGUAUAGAAUUCAGCCAUUGCUGGAACAGUGGUGUGGAGCGCAGCAUUUACAGAGAGAUGUGCAUCAGGGCAGUGUGUGCUGGGGCAGAGCACACAGCGGCUUGUCUAGCACUGGAAGCAUAUUCUGCAACCUGCCAGGCUAAAGGAAUACCAGUCGGGCCAUGGAGAGAGAGCUCUCGUUGCUCUCUCCAGUGUCCUGACAACAGCAGCUCAAGAGAGUGUGUUGAUUCCAGCUCCAAUUCAUGCCCUGCUCUGCUUCAAACUGGUUCUUCAGCAACUGACUGUGCAGAAGGCUGUCAGUGCAGCAAUGGAAAUGUGUUUGAGGGAAACAAGUGUGUACCUUACUGGCAGUGUGGGUGUGUUCUCCAGGAUCUAUAUAUCAAGAUGGAUGAGAAGCUGUACACUCAGGACUGCACCCAGAUAUGCUGGUGCCACACUCUGGGUGGUGUGAUAUGUGAGGCGGCAGGCUGCAACCCAGGACAGCAGUGUCAUCUAAAGAAUGGUUUCUGGGGCUGUCAUGAUAGACCUGAAGUUUGUAAACUGUGGGACAGCCUCCAAAUCUCCACACUUACUGGGCAGCAGCUGAGCUUGGAACCGGGGUUAUCGUACAGUAUAAUGUCACUCUGCGAUGACGCCAGUGCUCAGUGGUUCAGCCUGGUCUCUUACCAUGGACCUUGUGGCAGCGUUCCCAGACUUGUCACCAUGUUUCAGAUCCUCCUGCACGGAUCAACAGUUGCCAUAGAGGAGGGAACAGUAAAGGUGAAUGGACAAUUGGUAUCCCUCCCUCACACUUUGUCCUCAGGGUUGUCCCUGUCAUCUGGUGUGAACCAGGACAAGUCAGAGGUCAUAAUCCUGAGGAGAGACACUGGGAUGGACUCUGAGUUGGAGAUAGAGAUUGGUGUUACCAUGAUGACAGUUAAAGUGCCUCUAUCGUACUCGGACAAAUUGUGUGGUCUGUGUGGAAACCUCAAUGACCUCCACUCACAUAGUUCAGUCCAGUCAUGGGCUCUCAGUGAUUUUCCUGUCUGUGGCUUCCCAGGAUGAUAAUUGACUGCUUGUCAAUGUCCUGAGUAAUGCAUAUUGGGGAAUUCCUGUUUUUAAAUACAAAAACACUUGAACAAC